CCUGGCAGCUCCACCACUGCGCAUGCGCAGAUCUCUGGCAGGUUACACGAGUUUAUUUCCAGCCUUUUUUAUUUUUCAUGGAGCAGCAGCCUGGUUAUAGUUACCGUGCUGUAAACCUGUGAACUGACCCUUACUGCAGAUAAAACAACAUGCUUUUCCUCCUGGACUCUUGAGAGGAGGAACCGUCUACCGGAGCAACCGGAGGGUUUGGGGAGUGUUAACGGUGACAUGUGAGAUGUUGCUGCGUGGUUGGUCGGUAUUUCCAGGCGGCGACGGACAGACCAAGCCAGGCUAGUGGAAGCUAGCUGCUAGCUGCUAGGCAACGGCUCGGAAGAGCUACCGUUACAGCCUCGUAGUGUGUCGACGGUUUAUAUCACAGCUGUUUGUUUGUAGGCUUCCCGGUAAUACCACCUGCAGAUUGUCACAGUUUCACACCUUAGACUGCUGUUCUGGUGCACAGACAGACCGGAGGAGCUACUAGCAGCUAAUGCUAGCUAGCUACUAGUGUGAGCUGGACACACCGCUGAGAGUGAGUGAGCGACUUCUCCAAUCAAAGACUCCCUUUGACAUCUAGCUUCAUAUACAUAACCAGCCUGUUGAAGCAGAGCUGACAUGCUGCAGUGCUAACUGUGAGCUAACUACUACACUAGUCGUCUUGUUUUGGUUGUGAGAGGUCCUUAAGCUACCCUCAAUCAAAGACUCACUUUGACAUCCAGCUUCACAUAUAUAACAAGCCUGUUAAACACAGAGCUGACAUCUAGCUUCAUAUACAUAACAAGCCUGUUAAACACAGAGCUGACAUCUAGCUUCAUAUAUAUAACAAGCCUGUUAAACACAGAGCUGACAUCUAGCUUCAUAUAUAUAACAAGCCUGUUAAACACAGAGCUGACAUCUAGCUUCAUAUAUAUAACCAGCUUGUUGAAACACAGAGCUGACAUGCAGUAACUGUGAGCUAACUACUACAUAAGUCGUCUUGUUUUGGUUGUGAGAGUGAGAGGUCCUUAAGCUACCCUCAAUCAAAGACUCCCUUUGACAUCUAACUUCAUAUAUAUAACCAGCCUGUUGAAACAGAGCUGACAUGCAGUAACUGAGAGCUAACUACACUACAGAAGUGCUCUUGUUUUGGUUGACAUGGCAGCCAGUGGCUACUCUGACCUGAGGGAGAAGCUGAAGUCCAUGACUCCACACAGAGACGAGCUCAAGAAUAACAAAUACGUGGUGGACGGGACGAGUAACGGGAAAGCACGAAAGCGCAAGAUCCGAGAGUCCGACAACGACGAGGAUAACAACGAUCACAGCGAUGACAGCGUGGAGAACCGGGAGCAGGAGGCUAGCCGUGUGAAGAGCAGCAUCCUGCAGAAGAACAUCUUCACACUAGAGGAGUGCGCUCUCAUUGAAGGGAAGAUCGACGACGUGGUGGCCAAGGGAGAGGCUGGACUUUACCGGGAGCACACCGUGGACAGGGCGCCCUUACGCAACAAGUACUUCUUCGGAGAGGGCUACACGUAUGGAUCCCAGCUGGAGAAGCGUGGACCGGGUCAGGAGAGGCUGUACCGGAAAGGAGAGGUGGAUGACAUCCCCAGCUGGGUGCAUGAGUUAGUGAUCAAGCGUCUGGUGUCCAGUGGAGUGGUCCCAGAAGGGUUUGUGAACAGUGCAGUCAUCAAUGAUUAUCAACCAGGUGGCUGCAUUGUGUCACAUGUGGAUCCUCUGCACAUCUUUGCACGCCCCAUCGUCUCAGUGUCUUUCUUCAGUGACAGUGCUCUCUGCUUUGGCUGUCGCUUCCAGUUCAAACCCAUCCGGGUGUCAGAGCCUGUGUUUGUGCUGCCUGUGAGGAGAGGGAGUGUCACAGUACUCAGUGGCUACGCUGCUGAUGACAUUACCCACUGCAUCCGGCCCCAAGACAUCAAGGCGAGGCGUGCAGUUAUCAUCCUUAGAAAGACCAGACCAGAUGCUCCUCGACUGGACUCCGACAGCCCUUUAAGCGCUUCUCCUGUAGAGAGACCUGCUCCUCUGAAAGCCAAACGCUCUCAUCGCAAAGCAGACCCUGAUGCUGCUCACAGGCCGAGGGUGCUAGAGAUGGACAAAGAGGAGAACAGACGGCCGUCGCACUCCCGUCACCGCCGUCACAGCAUCAGCUCAGAGAACUACUGGAGACGCGGUCAAGACUCCGACAAACACCGGGAGAGUUCAGGACGCAAAGUGAAAAUGAGACGCCACUGAGCACAGCUCCGUCACACAUGUACACAUAUAAAUAUACCCGUUCUUUUAUGUAUUUCAAUAUCGUAACAUUCUUUGAUCAGUCAUCAUUUACUCGCUCCAGUUUUAGUCUGGCACGAGGAGCACAGUCAUCAUGUUGUCUGCAUUUUGAUUUGAGUCUGGAUCAGUUUGAGUGCAUUAUUUGUUUCUGGCAGACGAAGCUGGCGUCUCUGCUACGCAGUAAGUUACUUACUGCAGUUAGGCUCUGUUACCUUUAAUUGAACAUUUCUUGUUUCUAUAUCCAUAGAUACUUCAAAAUGGCAUGUAUUUUUUUGUAACCAAGAUGUACAGACCGCAAAAGAAAGAUGUAUGUAUGGACGUGUACAAAAGAAAACCUGAGCUGUAAUCUAACUUGUUAUAAUGUACAAUACGUUUGUAUAGUCUUCGAUUGGGGAAACUUUUAUGCAGAAAGAAACAUUUGUUUUUUUUGCACCCACGUUUCUGAUCCUUACCUUUACUGUGUCAUCCCAGAUCUUUGUUCACUUCGGCCUCCCGGUCGCAGUUUAAGUUGAAACAACUGGCAGAUGUGCAGCCAUGCUUUCUGUGUUAUGAUUUGAUUCAGCUGUACGGCUCAUUCUGGUGGAGGUCACAACUAAACUGAUGUUUUAUGGAGUGAUGAAAUACUCAGGCCUUGUACACUCCUGUUUCAGUUUGAAGUUACCUUAUAUAGUGACAGAGGCCAUGUUAUUGCUGUUCUGUAUUAAAUCUAAUUUUUCUUCAUUUAAAUUGGGUGAUAUUUGGGUCAGACAGAACAACACCGACCCUAUUAUGUCUUGUUUAACUUGUGUCUAAACACAUGGCUGAGAAGAAACUCAAUUUCCAGAUGUGUUUGUCCUUGCGAUUUGCUGUGUAAACACAGAUAAAUUUGUUUCUUGCUCCCAGUCAGCCAUAUUUGGCAGAGGUACUUAUUAGCUCAUUGCUAGGUUAGUCUGGAAUUACACACGAACAAAAAUAACCUCACCUCAGAUGAGAAAUUACUUUCUAAAAAAAGGGCAAGUUGUGUUCAUGGUUUUCUGAAGCUCUGCUACAGCUGUGAACUUGAAGAUGUUAGGAAAAGUUAAAAGUAUGCAAUAGGAAAAUACUGGAGCACUUCAAACAGAGAAUGGGACACUAACUUUGUGGACAUGGUGGUGGCACAUAAGGUGGCUUCAUGGGUUUCACUGGUCACAUUUUUUGGGACUGAAACGGUGUUGGCUGACUGAAAUAAAGCUGAAAUUGUCUCCACA
Molecule: messenger RNA, 3482 nt
Organism: Sebastes umbrosus (honeycomb rockfish)
Lineage: Eukaryota; Metazoa; Chordata; Actinopteri; Perciformes; Sebastidae
Gene: alkbh5
Product: alkB homolog 5, RNA demethylase
Exons: 4
Coding region: 1132-2220 (362 amino acids)
Biological process (GO): mRNA processing; mRNA export from nucleus
Cellular component (GO): nucleus
Molecular function (GO): oxidative RNA demethylase activity
Source: RefSeq, a predicted model, not a curated record